AGCACUCGGCCGCAGACGCGCACGGACGGUCCCAGCCCGAGACGCUCGCCAGAUCCCCGAUCGAAAAGGCAUCCUGCAAGAUGGGAGACUGGGGAUUCUUGUCGUCCUUACUGGACAAGGUCCAGUCGCACUCCACCGUCGUCGGCAAGAUCUGGAUGACGGUCCUCUUCCUGUUCCGGAUCAUGGUCCUGGGCGCCGGGGCCGAGAGCGUGUGGGGCGACGAGCAGUCCGACUUUGUGUGCAACACGCAGCAGCCCGGUUGCGAGAACGUCUGCUACGACCGGACCUUCCCCAUCUCGCACAUCCGUUUCUGGGUCCUUCAGAUCAUCUUCGUGUCCACGCCCACGCUGGUCUACCUGGGCCACGCCAUGCACGUCAUCCACCGCGAGAACAAGCUCCGCGAGAAGCUGGCCAGCCCCGGCGGGCCGCGCCGCCUCAAGUCGCCCAAGUACACCGACGACAAGGGCAACGUGACCAUCAAGGGGAACCUCCUGGGCAGCUACCUCACCCAGCUGGUUUUCAAGAUCCUCAUCGAGGCGGCCUUCAUCACCGGUCAGUACUACCUGUACGGUUUCGUCAUGGUGCCCAUGUUCCCGUGCUCCAGGAAGCCGUGCCCGUUCACCGUCGAGUGCUACAUGUCGCGCCCCACCGAGAAGACCGUCUUCAUCAUCUUCAUGCUGGCCGUGGCGUGCCUGUCCCUGGUCCUCAACGUGGUCGAGGUCUUCUACCUGCUGUGCGCCCGAUGCAAGGCCAAGCCCGGGUCCCGGAGGGGGAACUCGGCCGACUACCCGGUGGCGCUGUCGCACCCCGCCUGGCCGUCGCAAGACGACGCCCUGAAGCAGAACAAGAAGAACUUUGACUUGGAGAUGGAGACCGGCCAGAGUCUGGGAGGGAGUCUGGACGGCGCCAAGGAGGAGAAGGGCCUGCUGGACGAACACUUGCGCUCUUAGCGCGUUAGCAAGUCGGCGCGGAACUCGGCUUUUUCCUCCUCGGGAUUCAUUUUGUAAUUCUUUCUUUUCAAAUGGAAACAAACAAACCAAAAACUACGACAACAAAAAAAAAAUCAAGUCAAUCAGAGAUUGUGGUAUUUACUCGAUGGUUUUUGAAUCUGUUGAAGUUGCAAAACGGCGAUGACGAUCGGCGGCGAGCGGCUCGCCCCGCCCCCCGCCCGACUCGUCACGUUGGAAACUGAACACACUUUGCCCAGUAAAUAAUUUUUUCCCGUAAAUUUGAAGAAAGCAAAUUCCUGUGUAAAUUAGUCCUACGAAACCAGUCCGGACCGGACCGGACCGCUAGCGCUCUUAGCUCCGUUAGCACGUCAGAACUUUGUUUGAGUCCAUUUUUCAUUUCUUUAUCCAAACGAUAAUGUAAAAAUCAAGACAAAAUUAUGUUGUUGCUGUAUUUCUGUUCUUUCUUGACUUUUCUCGACUCUCACGUUUUUGGUUUUUUUUUUUUCGAUUCCGUUUAAGUUAUUUUUCAUGUGCAGGAAUAUCAGAAAUGCUAAUAAUGAUAUUGCAUAUUCUUUGGUGCGGGCAGCGCGGGAUCGAUUCCCGCCCAGCGGCACUCCCUGAAACCCUUGUGAGGAUAAGCGGCUUGGAAAAUGGACAUGCUCGAUUCCUCCUCUGAUUUUUUUCAAGUCAUA
This is a messenger RNA of Syngnathoides biaculeatus (alligator pipefish), 1642 nucleotides long. It is a transcript of the gene gja13.1, whose product is annotated as gap junction protein alpha 13.1. Gene Ontology annotation, biological process: cell communication. Gene Ontology annotation, cellular component: connexin complex. The transcript is spliced from 2 exons. NCBI's taxonomy places the organism in Eukaryota, Metazoa, Chordata, Actinopteri, Syngnathiformes, Syngnathidae. Bases 81 to 950 code for a protein of 289 amino acids. The record is from RefSeq and is a predicted model, not a curated record.